GCGCGCUGGGCGGGCGGUGGGGCUGAGGGGGGUCUGCCGGCCGCCGCCAUGUCGUUCCGCCGCGCCUUGGCGCUGGCCGCCUGCGGGCUGGCCGGCGGCUCCGUCCUCUUCUCCGCCGUGGCCGUGGGGAAGCAGCCUCCCCGCGGCGGCGACGCCGAGCCGCGGCCGGGGGGUUCCGCCAGCGUUCCCCCCGCCGCCCCGCCGGGUUUGCUGCUGCUGCCGCCCGCCGCCGCCGCCGCCUCCUGCCCGCCGGCCCCUGGCUGGAUUGAGAGACCCGCCGGCACCGGCGGCUUCUGGGACAGCAACUGGGACAGGCGUGAACCACUGGCUCUUAUCAACCUCAAAAAGAAAAAUGAAGAAACUGGGGAAGAAGAACUUGCCUCGCGCUUAGAUCACUGCAAAGCAAAAGCCACCAGGCACAUAUUCCUCAUCCGUCAUUCUCAGUAUAAUUUGGAUGGCCGGGCUGAUAAAGACAGAACGCUGACCCCGCUUGGUCGAGAGCAGGCUGAACUGACUGGCCACAGGCUGGCAAGCUUGGGAUUAAAAUUUGAUCAGAUUAUCCACUCCUCCAUGACUAGAGCAACUGAAACAACUGAAAUUAUAAGCAAACAUCUCCCAGGAGUCAAAAAAAUUAGUACUGAUCUGCUGCGAGAGGGAGCGCCUAUAGAACCAGACCCUCCAGUCUCUCACUGGAAACCAGAAGCUGUGCAGUAUUACGAAGAUGGAGCUCGAAUUGAAGCUGCUUUUCGAAACUUCAUUCAUAGAGCUGAUGCGAAGCAGGAAGAGGACAGCUACGAGAUCUUUGUCUGCCAUGCCAACGUGAUCCGCUAUAUUGUGUGCAGAGCGCUGCAGUUCCCCCCAGAAGGCUGGCUGCGAAUGUCUCUGAACAAUGGCAGUAUAACUCACUUGGUGAUACGGCCGAACGGCAGAGUGGCGCUUCGAACGCUGGGUGACACAGGUUUCAUGCCUCCAGAUAAAAUCACGCGCACCUGAGUGAGCAAAACCGACGGCUGUCCGGGAGCUGCCCAGUCUCUUUGCACUAGUACGUUCGGCUGCAGUACCACUAGAUUUUUCUCUGUUAUGUUGGGGUGUGUUGCUGUCUUAAAAUGUCCUUUAGUCCCUUGCCCCCUUCAUCCAUUUUCAUAUCUGCCUUUUGGGCCAGAAAAGAAGAACUCGCGGUAAGCCUGAAGCUGUCCAGCCCGCACGGAUUCCCCAAAACACAAAGCUGAGCUGCGGAAUACGAAGAGGGUCAAUGUCUACGCGCUCAGCAGUUGCGAGAGCGCUGCCUUCCCGCCCUGCCCCCUGUGAACUUCUAUAACCAAAACUUGCUCCUGUGGAUAUUCUCACGCAGGAAAGCGGCUGGUGCGGGAAGGGAAGGAACAGCCUUGUGCCACGCUGCAGCUAAAACUGCUGCUGAGCCAGCUUGUUUCAGCUCCUGCUGAAGUGACAAACAGGGUACUCUGCUGUUCAAAGGACACAGGGAUAAAGCUUCAGUGUUUGUGAGCUGUUGAGGAUGUGUGUUUAUGUUGUGUCAUUGUUCUCCUCUGCCCCCAAAAACUCAUGUAAACUGUGCCUGGGAGUUGUAAGCUUAAAGCAAAGAGGGUAAAAAAACCACAUUUGCCUCAGAGCUGUGGUGCUAGAAUUAACUGCUGCUUAUAGCAAGUGUUCCCCAUCCUCAGGAAGGCCGUGCAGCUAUUCUGAACACUUUUUCAGUUUUGUAAAGCCUUUAACUAAAAACUUGGGUCUGUAGCAGGAUGUAGGGAUGGAUGAGUGUGUGGUGGGAAGAUGGGAGGAAAGGAAAGCAGGGAUCUUCUGUGUGCUUCCAGUUACUGCCUCUUACACUUUGGAGGAGCAGAUUCUGCCGCUUCUGCUCCCCCGUUGGUUUGCAGAUGAUGAGACCUUGCUUUCAGAGUAGAGGAAUACCAGCACCGAGUGCCAGGUCACGCUACUUCAGGUCAGAGGCUCUGCAGCAUUGACACAAACUGCGGCUUAAAACCCACUCCUGCCUGAAAUGGUGGAAAAGUUACCGUGGGCUGGCUUUUCUAGGCCAAGCACAGCCGGCGGGCAGGGUGCCGCCAGUGGCGCCUCCGUACAGCGCUGAGCCCGCCGGACUUGUGCGAGGAGAACGGCGGGUGGCUGAGAACUAGGGCUCGCUUUUGAGGGGGGGGCUCAAAAGUGGUUCGAGGCUGGUUGCUGGCCCCCAACCGCUGUAGGAACGCGGCUCACUUCAUACCCGGACUAGUGACAAAUGUCACCAUCGGCUGCAGGCCAGCAACUACAAAACGUGUUUGGCAGGUUCUCCUGGCACCAAGGAUGUGGAUGAGACCCUGAAGUCGCGCCUGUCAGAGCUGUGUGACACACAAUCAUCCUGGGACAUGGCUUAAGGGCUUGUUUGGUGUGGGGCUGCUUCAGCAGGAGUUCAAGGCAAACAGGGCUUGUAGGGAGCAAAGCAUGAUCCUUGCGUGGGGCAGGUUGUGGAGGCAAGAGGAAACCAUCGUGGCGUCUCUCUCAUUGAUGCAAUGAGAAUAAUUUGUUGGGGGUUUUGUCUAUUAACUUUUUAAAAAGUUUUGAAUAAAAUAACUGGUCUGCCUUUC
This is a messenger RNA of Phalacrocorax carbo (great cormorant), 2594 nucleotides long. Lineage: Eukaryota; Metazoa; Chordata; Aves; Suliformes; Phalacrocoracidae. The record is from RefSeq and is a predicted model, not a curated record.